AAUCAGCCAAUGACGGGCUACAUCUUUUUCGCAUCGAUGCUAUCACGGGAUCACGUGCUCAAACGCGUUAUCUUUCUAUCCAGACAUCGAACAUGGCUUACAUGCAUAACAUUUAAGCCCGCUUCCUCCGGGCAUUGUUGUUAACAAUCAUUCUUUGAGGUUGAAAUCUGACGUAUUUACUUGUUCGUUUUCAUGUUCUCUUAAUUUCUUGUUUGUCUUGUUUGAUGAUCUUUUUUUUGUUAACCUAGCAAAAUGAAGCUUUGAUUCAGUGCCACCACCCACAUUCUCCUGCCAAGCUUCUCACUUAGCUGGCAAAUUUGGUUCUUACAUUCUUCAAACUUCACUCUUUAUACGAAUCGAAAACAUGAGCCCCUUAAAGAAACUCAUUCUUCUGGUCCUGUUUAUCUCUUUUAUGGUGUUUGUAGCCUUUUUUGGCCGAAUACCUGCUCUGAGACGAACGCCCAUAGCUGCACUGCAUAGGUUAAUAUGGAUUCAUAUACCAAAUGUGAUCGGUAGGGUGGAUCAGGUGCUCACGGGAGGGAGAGUAUCGAGUUAUCUGUCUCGGUUCAGCAACAUGAUGCUACAUGAGCGACACUGGACUGUUGUGAUUUUCUUCAUGCUCAUUAUGGUUGUGGGCGAGUACAUGUUUAUUCCUCAAGCGUGGCCAAAGAUUGGAUCUUUCACCAGACUCAUUGUGGUGAUUACCGUGUUUUUGCCCUACCUAUUUCUCUACCUGGCAUGCUCUGCUGAUCCAGGCUACAUUACGCCUGAAAAUCACGCCUAUUACAUGUCGCUCUAUCCCUACGACCACACACUUUUCCACCCGGGGCAUAUGUGUCGUACGUGCAAGUUCCUUAAGCCUGCUCGUUCCAAGCACUGCGGUCUAUGCAAACGUUGCGUUGCCAAAGCCGAUCAUCAUUGCGUCUUCAUAAACUCAUGUGUUGGUUACGGAAACCAGCACUGGUUCAUACUGUUACUAAUCUCUACUGCAUUUCUGUGCACAUAUGGUGGCUUUCUUGGAUUGUCCAUUAUUACGGUACGGGUUCAGAGAUACACUCCUGGCUGGUCUGUAUGGAAACCCCGAGGUAUGACAGUCAGUCAGUAUUUGGCUGGUUGGGGUUGGGGCAUUCAAGACAACGUCAACAUGGGGGCCUCGUCACUCCUUGCAGCUCUGACGUCUCCAUUGGUUUGGGGGCUGCUUCUAUACACACUGUAUCUCGUUUAUUGUGGCACUACGACAAACGAGACCCUCAAAUGGUCGGAUUGGAAAGAAGAUAUGCGUGAUGGUUUUGCAUUUCGUCGCUCUAUGCCAGCAAAUCGUCAGAAGAACGAGCGGGUUGAGCCUCGCUUCACGCGCUGGCCAGUUGAGGUUCAGCAGGUCAUUGUCACUACUCAGGAUGGACAGCCCCCAAAGGAUGAACUACGAUAUCCUGGAGAAGGCGACUGGGAGAGGGUUUGGAACUUGAGCGAUGUCGAGAACUUAUACGAUAUGGGACUUGAGUUGGUACUAGUCAGUGAACCGCACGCAGAAGGUGAUCUGCAGGCUGACUGCAGGAGUACAACCCCUGUCCACGGAUAUCCAGGGCUGAGCACAUGGAUGCCCGCCUCAAUGAUUAAUGACCAUUAUACCGUGAUGGCGUUGAUGCAGCCACUUCAGGUUCGACGCCUGCAAAUGCUUGGCACUCUUUCUCUACUUGCGAUUGUUAUCGGCGGCUCAGUCCUUAUUUUUGUUGGAGUCAAUGCGCUCUCCGGCCGCAAAGGACAAGAGGAGCUUGGGAGGGCACGGCCACCAGGUCAGGCUCGUUUCAGUGUUGGUCAUGAAUGGAGCAUCCAGACCUGGAUAGCCAUUGUUGGUGUUGCCUUUGCUCUGCUAUCUUAUGGCUUUACAGAAGCAUAUGUUCAUAUAUUCGAUACAUGGGCUAGUCGACAAGCUCGACGCAGCAAUGGCCUCGACUAUGCCCGGUAUCUCAACUCUCAACCGCGAGCACCAGUCGUCUAUGGCUUCAGAGGAUUUCCCUCCUUUAUCACUUUGCGGUACUUACUCGUAAUCAUGAGCAUCAUUGCGUCUGUGGGUUACAAGUUCGCUAUUGUGAGCCCCGACGCCUGGAUUAGGGAGAACUUUCAUCCAAGAUUAAUCGAGUUCAUCAAGAGUGAGCUUUCGGCAGUGAAGAACGGCUCUCUUGUCUCAGAACCUGAACCUUGGAUCAAUGACUUUCCGCUUUACGAUAUUAACCGGGCGUUUAUCCACUUCAACCAGGACACUCAAGAGUCCCCCUAUGUUGCGAACAUGUCCCUGCCACCUAAUGGUUUAGCUAUGGUUGGCCAUGCCAAUUGCUUUUCAACCAGCAGAGCUGAUCAAUUCUACCCUGGUGACGUCGGGACGCUUUAUACUCGAGAAGUGGUUUUAGUGGCCAACGGUUCAGUUGGCAAGGGUGAAUUCUAUAUGACAGAGGAUCCCGGCGACUGGCAUCGAAUGGAGACAACCAGCACCAACUGGUUUGAUCCGCCUCGAAGGGCUCUGGUUGAGUAUCGACUCGUCGAGUUCGGAAGCCUUCAAAUCCAGUGGGCGAAGAAACCAAAGGAUUCUUCAGAAUCAUGGAGAAUACCGGUAGAGCACCGUUCCUUAUACAAGAUGGAGCUCGCAACCGCCGAAGUCAGGAGAUACGUCAGAGACCAGAACUGCAGAUUUCUGCCGCAGGGGGCUCUUUCGUUCCUGUCUCUUAGCAAUGACACUUUUGAAAAGUCCAUCGCUGCUGUGAUGCCAUCCUGGGGCAACAUAACGGUCACAGAGCGCUUCAACGUCUCGGAACUGAUGCCACAGUAUGGCGUCUGGCUGGAUGCUUUGGUAAAGAGCCCAGAUACCACGCUUCUCAGCGGUGUUAGUGCAAUUAUCAGAGCAGUCAUGGUAUCUAUCAAGACAACGAAGCUGCUGGACUCUGAGAACCUGAAGGCUGAUUUCCUGCCUUUUGGGGAAGAAAGAGUUUUGGCUUCUGGCGAAUCAUUUCAUAAUGCUAAGUAUCCUUUCUACGUUGGGUGGAGAGAGAAUAAGAACACUGGGUGUCAUAUCAGUGCUGCCAUCGUGUUCAUUAUCCUCGGCUGUUUUUCCAUUAUGGUUGGAAUAUACCGUAUAUGGCUUGGUCCGCCAGCUUUGACUUCCUGGAUGGGACAGCAUGUCUUUCUGGCUGGAACCGAGGCAAUAGCUCUGUCUAAUAAAGCAAUUGGCUUGGCGUCUGGAUACACAGUGGCAGAGUCUGAUCUGGGCAAGCUUCGGCUUUCGAUGCGAAAGGGAGGGGAAGAAGAUGCCAUGUUGAAACCCACUAUAUCAUCUGAUGGACAGCAGAGUGACUCGGAGGAAGCAAAAAUAAAAGGACGGACGGGACGAUGA
Messenger RNA from Fusarium redolens, 3385 nucleotides. Its product is annotated as DHHC palmitoyltransferase-domain-containing protein. NCBI's taxonomy places the organism in Eukaryota, Fungi, Ascomycota, Sordariomycetes, Hypocreales, Nectriaceae. Gene Ontology annotation, molecular function: protein-cysteine S-palmitoyltransferase activity. Gene Ontology annotation, biological process: peptidyl-L-cysteine S-palmitoylation; protein targeting to membrane. Bases 365 to 3385 code for a protein of 1006 amino acids. The transcript has 5 exons. Gene Ontology annotation, cellular component: endoplasmic reticulum; Golgi apparatus. The record is from RefSeq and is a predicted model, not a curated record.